AUGUCUCUCAACCCGCAAAAGAAAUCCGUCAUCGCCGUCGUCGGGGCCGGGCCUGGCAUCGGUGAAGCCGUAGCCCGCCGUUUCGCUGCCGAAGGCUUUGUUGUCGCCCUCCUCGCACGCACCAAAGACAAACUGCAAAAAAUGGCCCGUGGCAUCGACACUGACUACGGCAAAGGCACCGCUCACUACUACAUUACCGACCUACGCGAAGAGCAAUCUGUGCUCUCCAGCUUCGGCCAGAUUCGCACCGAGCUAGGCCCCGUUUCGGUCCUGGUGUACAACGCUGGCGCACGCCGCGUCAACGGUCGCUCCAUCCUCGAUACCACCACCGAGGAAUUCGAAGGCUUCACCAAAAUCAACCUGUUCGGCGCCUUUUGGUCCACAAAAUGCGUGCUGCCCGAGAUGUUAUCCGCCGGCAAAGGCACGAUUCUCUUCACGGGCGCGACGGGCUCGUUGCGCGGGAAUCCUGGUCUAAGUAGUUUCUCGCCCGGCAAGUUCGGAUUAAGAUCUCUCGCGCAGAUUGUCACAAGGGAGUAUCAGAGUAAAGGCAUCCAUGCGGCGCAUAUUAUUGUCGAUAGUCCCGUGGAUGGCAAGUUGAUUGGCGAGUGGUCGAGGCGGCAGUGGGCGAGAACAGGGGAGGGGGAGAAGUUGGAUGAUAUCGACGCGCAUCUCGUGAAGCCGGCGGAUCUGGCGCAGACGUAUUGGUUCUUGCAUAGCCAGCCCAGGAGUGCGUGGACCCACGAGUUGGAUGCCAGGCCGCAGAAGGAGAGUAUGUUCUCUAAGCUGUGA
Molecule: messenger RNA, 789 nt
Organism: Rhinocladiella mackenziei CBS 650.93
Lineage: Eukaryota; Fungi; Ascomycota; Eurotiomycetes; Chaetothyriales; Herpotrichiellaceae
Exons: 1
Coding region: 1-789 (262 amino acids)
Source: RefSeq, a predicted model, not a curated record